Paramormyrops kingsleyae is the source of this 1564-nucleotide messenger RNA. RefSeq names its product spondin 2a, extracellular matrix protein (gene spon2a). Gene Ontology annotation, cellular component: extracellular matrix. The record is from RefSeq and is a predicted model, not a curated record. Gene Ontology annotation, biological process: cell adhesion. Lineage: Eukaryota; Metazoa; Chordata; Actinopteri; Osteoglossiformes; Mormyridae.
GGUGGAGAAAAGGGGAGGGGGAGCCCGUUGAGCAGGAGGGGUGACGGACACUGUGGCGCACGCAGAGGAGCAGGAGAGACGUUCUCCAGACCUGUGCGCAAGGACGGGUCGUGACACCAGAGACAGAGCGACCGUGCGAUUCUCCACCGCCGGCGUCCCGCUCAGCCCGAUGACCCCCUCUGAGCUCCUCCUCCCCAGCUGCCCAUGGCAGCUGCUGGUCCUGCUCCUGAAACUGUGGCUGUCAUGUGUGGGUGCCGUGGGGGCGGCCAAUGGGACGCUGUGUACCGCCCGUGGACCCGCCUCCUACAUCCUGGUAUUCACCGGGCACUGGAGUCCGGAGACCUUCCCCAAGCAAUACCCGCUGUUCCGCCCGCCGGCACAGUGGUCCAAGUUGAUAGCGGUGACGCACAAUGCACAGUUCCAGCUUUGGCAGGAGGGGGCGCCAGCGAGCCCGGGAGUGCGCAGCUUCGCGGAAGAUGGCGUGACAGUGGAGCUGGUGAAGGAAGCGCGCGAGGCUCGCAGGAGGCGGGCGGUGGGGUCGAUGUACCGCACUGCUGGCAUUCUCAUGGGCGUCGGACAUAGCUCAACCGAGCUCCUGCUGCAGCCCAAGACCUCCCAGCUGUCCCUAAUGGCAAAAGUAAUUCCCAGUCCAGACUGGUUUGUGGGCGUGGACAGCCUGGAUCUGUGCGAGCAGGGUGACUGGCGGAAAGAGGUGACCCUUGAGCUACGACCCUUUGACGCCGGGACGGACAGCGGCUUCACCUUCUCGUCGCCAAACUUUCCCACAAACCCUCCGGAGAACAUCACACAGAUCACCUCACAGAACCCUAACCACCCAGCAAACUCCUUCUUCUACCCCCGGCUGUCAGAGCUCCCCCCUUUGGCCACAGUUAAGCUCACCCGUCAGGGCCGGACGCCUACCCGGCAGAAUCCCCUGUCCAAUCACAUCCUGCCUCAUGCCACCUUGCCUAAGCGAUUCUCAGAGACGCCGCUGGAUUGCGAAGUGUCCCUCUGGUCGUCCUGGGGUCUGUGCGCCGGACCCUGCGCCAAAGGCGGGAUGAGGCACCGCACCCGCUACAUCCUCCUGCGACCCGCUAACAGCGGCACACCGUGCCCCGAGCUGGAGGAGCGCGCCGAGUGCACGCCCCCUAAGUGCGCGGCGACGCGCUGAGCAGACGGCACCAAAGCUCCCGUUAUCGUAGCUGUAUUUUCACAGUGGCAUAGUGCGUCCUGCAUCCUUCCAGUGUUAGAUCACGCCACGCCCUCUCCUGCUAGCACUCACAUCCAAAACAUUACUGGCAGCACUGAAAUGCACAGGCAGGGAGGCGAGUGUGCACACACAUAAACACACUAUACAGUAAAAAGUGUUUCUAACGCACUCAAUACAAAUGUGUGAAAUAUACGCGGCCCCCCGCCUUUCUUACAACACCUCCCCCAGUCUUGUUACUUUAAUAUCUAUAAAGAAAACGAGUUUUACAUUCAGAAAGCUAAAACUCACCAUUCCUUUAACUUUUAAAAUUACAAUUAAGUUUUAUUUGUAUAUAUUCUGUAUUUUGGUCUUAUG